AGAAGAAGAAGAAGAAGAAGAAGAAGAAGAAGAAGAAGAAGAAGAAGAAUUCACCCGCUGGAUUGACUUGACUGAUGUUCAAAUUCAGUUUUUUGUUUUGAAGGCUGCGAGCUGUGAACCAGUGGAGCCACAGGUGGAAGGACCAGCAUCCAGGAUGGCUGGAAGGAGACGAGGCCGAGGCGGCGGCGGCGGCGUCCAGCAGCAACAGGCCUCACAGAAGCAGAGAGCGGGCCCUCGCAGGGCGCUGAGGGAACCGGCUGCUUUUGCCAAGUCUUCUGGUUAUGAAUCAGACGUUCCCCAUGAAAAGCUGACGAUCGCCCAGGCACGGAGGGGAACGCCAGCUCAUCGUCCAGUGCGAGUCUACGCUGAUGGGAUCUUUGAUCUGUUCCACUCGGGACACGCUCGAGCUCUGAUGCAGGCCAAGAACGUCUUCCCCAACACUUGUCUGAUAGUGGGAGUCUGCAGUGAUGAGCUCACACACAAGCUAAAAGGCUACACAGUGAUGACGGAGGAUGAGCGCUACGAAGCCCUGAGGCACUGCCGCUACGUUGACGAGGUGGUGCGAGACGCUCCCUGGACCCUCAGCGCGGAGUUCCUCAGUAAACAUAAGAUCGACUUUGUGGCACAUGAUGACAUUCCUUACACCUCUGCUGGAUCAGAUGACGUCUACAAGCACAUCAAAGAAGCAGGGAUGUUUGUGGCCACUCAGAGGACGGAGGGCAUCUCUACAUCAGAUCUGAUCACUCGUAUUGUCCGAAACUACGACAUCUACGUCAGGCGCAACCUGCAAAGAGGCUACACAGCCCAAGAACUCAACGUCGGGUUCAUUAACGAAAAAAGAUACCGGCUCCAAAACCAGGUGGACAAAAUGAAGGAAACGGUUCGUACAGUGGAGGAAAAGUCCAAACACUUUGUCUACAGAGUCGAAGAGAAGAGCCAAGACCUCAUCCACAAGUGGGAAGAGAAGUCCAGAGAGUUCAUUGGCAACUUCCUGGAGCUUUUUGGACCAGAUGGAGCCUGGCAUGUGAUUCAGGAGAGGAGUGGUCGCAUGCUGCAGGCCCUGUCGCCCUACUCCUCGCCCCGCGGCUCACCCAGCAGCAGUCCCACCAGAGCACGCUCGCCCUCCCCUGACUCCUCCGCCUCACCCGCCUCUCUCUCGCCUCCUUCCUCUCCGUCCUCCCCCCCUUCACGCAAAAAGGGGACCCGCUCCUCUGUCAAGGCCGCCUCCACGUACAGAAGACAUGAGCAGUGAGUGCCUCCGACUGGGGUCAUUUUCACUGGUCGUCACAGACCUUUGGUCUUUAAUUUAAUGUGUAAGAAGUUUGUAAAAUAAAUUGUAAUAAAACCUAAUGUACAUAAUGUGUAUUUACUACUAAUUAAACAGCAUUUAGCUUGAAUAUUA
Messenger RNA from Betta splendens (Siamese fighting fish), 1402 nucleotides. RefSeq names its product phosphate cytidylyltransferase 1B, choline b (gene pcyt1bb). NCBI's taxonomy places the organism in Eukaryota, Metazoa, Chordata, Actinopteri, Anabantiformes, Osphronemidae. Bases 155 to 1252 code for a protein of 365 amino acids. Gene Ontology annotation, molecular function: choline-phosphate cytidylyltransferase activity; phosphatidylcholine binding. The record is from RefSeq and is a predicted model, not a curated record. Gene Ontology annotation, biological process: CDP-choline pathway. The transcript has 9 exons.